Myotis myotis is the source of this 6281-nucleotide messenger RNA. RefSeq names its product dpy-19 like 4 (gene DPY19L4). Bases 112 to 2283 code for a protein of 723 amino acids. Gene Ontology annotation, cellular component: nuclear inner membrane. The record is from RefSeq and is a predicted model, not a curated record. The transcript is spliced from 19 exons. Gene Ontology annotation, molecular function: mannosyltransferase activity. NCBI's taxonomy places the organism in Eukaryota, Metazoa, Chordata, Mammalia, Chiroptera, Vespertilionidae.
UGGGGGCGCGGCGGCGCGGGCCUCGCGCGACGGAGGGGCUCGGCGACGCGCGCAGGGCGGAGACUCCCCGCCGCGCGGGAGCCGCAGGGGUGCCCGGCCUCCGCGGGGACGAUGGCGGAGGAAGAAGGACCAUCUAUAGAACUGCGCCAAAGAAAAAAGCCAAAAUCUUCAGAAAAUAAAGAAUCUGCCAAAGAAGAGAAAAUCGAUGACACUCCAGUUCCUGAAAGAGCUCCAAAACAUGUAUUAUUUCAGCGCUUUGCAAAGAUUUUUAUUGGCUGUCUUGCAGCAGUUACUAGCGGUAUGAUGUAUGCUCUGUAUUUGUCAGCGUACCAUGAGCGGAAAUUCUGGUUUUCCAACAGGCAGGAGCUUGAACGAGAAAUCACAUUCCAGGGUGACAGUGCCAUUUAUUACUCUUAUUAUAAAGAUAUGUUAAAGGCACCUUCAUUUGAAAGAGGUGUUUAUGAACUGACACAUAAUAACAAAACUGUAUCUCUGAAGACUAUAAAUGCAGUGCAACAAAUGUCUCUAUAUCCAGAACUUAUAGCCAGUGUUUUAUAUCAAGCAACUGGUAGCAACGAGAUUAUUGAGCCAGUAUAUUUCUAUAUUGGUAUUGUUUUUGGAUUGCAAGGAAUAUAUGUUGCUGCUUUAUUUGUUACAAGUUGGCUUAUGAGUGGAACCUGGCUAGCAGGAAUGCUUACUGUUGCAUGGUUCAUUAUUAACAGGAUGGAUACAACAAGAAUUGAAUACUCCAUUCCUUUAAGAGAAAACUGGGCACUACCAUAUUUUGCAUGCCAAAUUGCUGCCCUUACCGGCUAUUUAAAAAGCAACUUAAAUACUUAUGGAGAGAGGUUUUGCUACUUAUUGAUGAGUGCUUCAACUUACAUGUUUAUGAUGAUGUGGGAGUACAGCCACUACCUCUUGUUUCUGCAAGCAAUAUCUCUGUUUUUGCUAGAUAAUUUUUCACUGGAGCAAAGUGAUAAGGUUCAUGAAGUUUAUAAAAUCUAUAUAUUUUCUCUGUUUCUGGGAUAUUUACUGCAGUUUGAGAAUUCAGCUUUAUUGGUGUCUCCUUUAUUAAGUUUAGUAGUAACCUUAAUGCUUGUUAAGUGCCUUCAGCUAAAUGUGAAGAAAAGAACUUUCGUAGCUAAAAUAAUGAAAUUUAUUAAUUUUUAUUUGGUGUGUACUCUGACAGUGACAUUGAAUAUUAUAAUAAAGACGUUUGUCCCACACAAAGAAAAUGGGCACAUGCUGAAAUUCCUUGAAGUGAAACUUGGACUAAAUAUGACUAAGAAUUUCACAAUGAAUUGGCUCCUAUGUCAAGAAUCCCUACAGGCACCAUCUCAAGAAUUUUUUUUGCGAUUGACACAGUCUUCUUUACUACCUUUCUAUAUUUUAGUGUUAAUUAUUUGUUUUCUUUCUAUGAUGCAAGUUAUUUUUAGGAGAAUUAACGGUGAGUCCCUGGAAGAGACUGUUACUCUGGAAGAUGGACGGAUUGGAGAAAGGCCAGAAAUAAUUUAUCAUGUGAUUCACACUAUUUUUUUUGGUUCUCUGGCAAUGAUUAUAGAAGGCUUGAAAUACCUCUGGACUCCUUAUGUAUGCAUGUUAGCAGCAUUUGGUGUAUGUUCUCCUGAACUUUGGACGACACUUUUCAAGUGGCUUCGAUUACGCACUGUACACCCAGUAUUGUUGGCUCUGAUUCUGAGUAUGGCUGUGCCCACUAUAAUAGGUCUCAGCUUAUGGAAGGAGUUUUUUCCAAGAUUAAUGACAGAAUUAACUGAACUACAAGAAUUCUAUGACCCAGAUACAGUGGAACUUAUGACCUGGAUAAAAAGGCAAGCUCCAGUUGCAGCUGUGUUUGCAGGGAGUCCACAGUUAAUGGGUGCGAUUAAAUUAUGCACUGGUUGGAUGGUGACAAGCUUGCCUCUUUACAAUGAUGAUGAUCUUCUCAAGAGAAACGAAAAUAUCUAUCAAAUCUAUUCAAAGAGAUCUGCUGAGGAUAUUUAUAAAAUACUGACAUCUUACAAAGCUAAUUACCUAAUUGUAGAGGAUGCUAUCUGCAAUGAGGUGGGAACCAUGAGAGGCUGUAGGGUUAAAGAUUUAUUAGACAUUGCAAAUGGCCAUGUGGUUUGUGAAGAGGGUGACAAGUUAACCUACUCAAAAUAUGGGCGAUUUUGUCAUGAGGUCAAAAUUAACUAUUCUCCAUAUGUGAAUUAUUUCACUAGAGUGUAUUGGAACAGGUCCUACUUUGUAUAUAAAAUCAACACUGUGAUAUCCUUUCAGUCUUGAAAAUAGUAGAGACCUAUUCCAUCUGAAGUAAAAUGUUGAUUUUCUUCUACCAAUGGGGGUCUUUUUGGAAAUCAGAAUCUGGACAUUGGAAGUGUUGCUGCUGCUUUUCCUCUCCUGCCGUUAACUGGACCCAGAGUUCUCUGGGGAAUAGAAGAUGAAGCAUCACUGGCCUUUGGUAAAUGUUAUAGCUUACCACUCUGCAGUGUUCCAGCCAGGGAUUCUUCUUACUGUUACAUGGUCUUUUAAGAUUUCACCUUCCAAACUAUUAUAAAAAUUUCCUCAGAAAUCUUUAUUUUAUCAUAACAUUGAUCUUGAAUUUGAAUAUAUUCAAGGUCUUAGUAUAUUUCUCAAACAUAACAUUUAAUAUAUACUUAAUAUGAUAUAAUUAUAGAAGAAGAAUUAUUCUUACAUUCAAGGCAGUUUCUAAAGGUAUUUUAUGCUUUAUAAUAGGACUGAAAUAUUACAAUAAAUAGCUAACGUAAAUGUUAGCUAAAAAUAUGUGGCAUUUAAAUUAAAGUGGAAAUGGCAUAAAGGAAAGUGAUUUUUAAGGAUAUAUAUAAAGGUAUAUCCAGAUUUUCCAUGAUACUGUUCUCAUCUGCUGCUUAUAUAAGUGAGCACUUUCUUAGUAAUUUACAUAGUGCAUGAUACUGCAUUUUAUUACUUUAUGACUUUUAAGUGGUUAGCUUUUGUCACUUAUGCUCAUAAACUUGAUAUGAAUUUAAUCAUCAUAAAUAGUAACUCUCUGUACCUACAUAUUUUUUAAAACAGACAUUUAUAAGAAUGUUGAUCAGGUUUUUAAAAAAUACAAAUAUGGGAUUUAUAACCUAUUCACAUGUUUUGUACUAAAAUAUUAGGUAAAAAAUUGUUAUCAGAAUAAAAAUACGUACACUAAAACGAGCUACAGUUUCUGGAAACAUGUGCAGAUUCUGUUAAAUACACCUCUGUUUACAGGGAGGCGUAUUGUAAAACAAAAGUGCAGUUACUUGUGAAACUGUGAGGCAGUCUUCAACGUUAAGAACCAAAUGACAAUUAUAAAGUUCACAGCACUUAGUUCCUCUAAGUUAAAUAUUUUCAUAUUUUAAUCAUUUAUAAAAAGAAAAUCUGAAAUGACUUACUUGGCUCGGAUGGGGGGAUGCAUGUUUAUUUUUAUCUUGUAUAUCUGUUUAGUGACCAGGUUUUCAAAGUGCUGUAAAAAUCAGUUUCACUACUCUACAUUAAAAGGGAGCAUCUUUCCAUUAUCUUUAUUUUCUGUAAUAUAUUUUAAAAGUACACAGGCUCAUUCAUUCCUAGACUAGCUCUCGGAUGCUUUGCUCUUUUGGAACUUAAGGAUUGUUUGAUGGCUGUGUCAUAUCUGGUGCAUUAAUUUUAUUAGUUCUCAAGCUUUUAUGUAAUUUUUAACAAUUCUAUUAAGAUAGCUGUAGGCAGGGUAUUUCAGGUUCUCUGUACAUCUUAAUAGUGAGUCACUAAUAUUUAGCUUCAAGCCUUAUGAAAAUAUUUCCAUAGUUAACCUAUGUACGUAAAACAUGUAACACAUUGUGAUUUAAAAGUCAGCUUGCAUAUUUUGAAAGGGAAAUAGAACAGCCUAUUUUCUAUGCAGCAUGAAAUAUUUAAUUGAAUUUUUAUUGAUUUACAUUAUAAUCAAAUACGCAGAAUUAGUUUGUUGUGUGUUUUUUUGUUUUAUUUUUGUUUGUGGUAUAUUAGUAAGUUGCUUUUGCUUCUGUCAACUUAUUUCUUAAAUAAAACAGAUUUGGAGAAACUUUUAAUUGAAUUUUUGAAAUAAUGAAUUUUUCAUUCAGCAUCAGUUAAAAAGGAAAAUGUGAUCUUCAAUAUAGAAAUAAUAAUACUGGAUAUGAGAAGUACGCUUAUUUUUUUCUAUUUUAACUGUAGUUAAAACAAUAGUACUGGAAAACUGAUUGCAUUUAAUUAAUUUCCUUACGUAUUUGUAGAGUAACAAAUGAUUAAGCAUUCUGUAAGUAAUCCUGUUUGGGUAACUUACAGUUGUUAGGUUUGACAAUAAAGAUCUAUUAUGUGCCCUCGCUGGUCAAGGGCACGUACCUGGGUUGCAGGCUCCUCCCUGGCCCUGGCCCUGGCCGAGCAUGUGCAGCAGGCAACCAAUCAAUGUGUUUCUGUCACAUUGACAUUUCUGUCUGUCUUUCCCUUUCUCUUCCACUCUCUCUAAAAAUCUAUGGAAAAAUAUCCUCAGGUGAGGAUUAAAAAAACAACACUAUUCUGUGAGGAGCAAAGUUUGUUGUAUUUGUGUGGAAGGAAUUUCUUCAAGAAAUAUAAAACGUACUUUGCCCUUAAAAACAUUGAAAUAAGUGCCUUAACGUCUUUAUUUCAAAGUUUACUUCAUAUUUUUGAAAAAAUAUUAUCCAUUUCUUUUUUUUCCAUAAGAAAAAUUUGGUAACUUUUUCCUUAUUAUUAAGCACAACCUCACUAUUCUAUUUUCACUAAUAAGCAAAUUUUUGUUAAGGGCAGAGAUGAGAUUUCUAGCUUGUUAAAUUCAUUUAUUUAGCUCGCAAAUGCAAAACAAUCCAACAAAUAAAACUUACUUGAUAGGGUCUGUGACAUUGACUCUCUGCUGGUUUCUGUUUAUUCUGCCUUUGGCAUCUGUAUCUUGGUGCUUUUUGUUAGACUGGUGGGUUUUACAACCUCAGGAGUAUGCAUUGCACUUUGGAACUUUUUUCUUUAUUACUUGUGUGUAGUCAGCAUGUUUUUCAGGAUAUGAACCUACAUUGCCAGUGCCUCUGUGUCGGGACACUCUUCCACACAGUCCGGAUUGAUUCAAGGGCAAAGCAGAAGUGGAGGUCAAAGUGUGUUACAAGUCAGGGCUGAAAAAUAUGCUUUAAAAAUUAUGAAUUUCUUGAAGGACACAGUGAAUCUGAUUAAACUGUUUUGUUUUUGAAAAAUUGUUACUUGGCCUGUCUAUUUUGAACUGUUAAAACAUUUUGAUGCCUUUUGUGGGUAAAACUAGUGCCUCUCUUUAUAAAAUUGGUGGGGUUUCUAAAAGUUGUAUGUCAGUUGAUUUUUUUUUUUUUUGGUACAUUUAUUUUAAAUGCAUAAAUAUUUAGAGGGCAUAUGUUAUGAAUUAUUCUGCAUAUUUAAGAAUCUUCUGUAAAGCAAAUAACUACUUCCUGAUUUGCAUCAAUAUAUUCUCUCUGUAUUGGUCCAGUUUUUAAAAUAGUUUUUGCUAUUUGCUAAUAGUUUUAGAUCCCAAUAUGUAUUAAAAGUACAGCUCUAAAAAAGUUGCAAGUGAAAUUGACAAUUUCUUAUUGAAACAAUGGCUUAAGUUUUUUUUUUACUGUUUUUUCUUUUUUUAUUAUUUUAUUUUAUUUUAUUUGUGGCUUAAGUUUUUUAAUGUGUAGAGUUAACAGUUUAAAUAAAAUUAGAGGACAAAAUUGCAAAGGAAUAUAUUUGAUUCAACUAUGUUUCAUCCAUUAAGGUUUCUAAACAUUAAACUUGUUUUUCAUAAUAAAAAAGAUUUGCUGCAUUUAAUAUAAAGGCAACUUGGAACCAAAUCUGUUUAUAAGUUUCUUGGAAUUUGCAAUAUUUUAAUCUCGGUAUAUAUAAUCCUAUGUGCAGUUCUAUAGGAGAUACACUGAACAUCUGAUCAUUGUAAUUAGUGGAAUAAUAGUAUCAGAAAGAAACAUGCAUUCCAGACUUAUGGCUUGAAAUAUUUCCGAAAGAAUCCUUUCAUAUUUUAUGUUAAUAGCUUUGUACAGCUGUUUAACAAAGAUGAAUACAACUGGUUUUAUGUAUGUUGACUUAUGAAUUAUAUCUAUUACAUUGAAUAUUUAGAUUAAAUGUGCUCAUCCUGUAACUAAGGUUGUCUUUGCAAAAGAAUAAAAAUUAAUUUCAGUAAGUAUAAAUCCUUUAAAUGAGUUGGGGUGUCAACUAGUUUACUUCACAUUUUUAUAAUGUGUCUAUUAUCAUGAAUGAAAUUAUUUCAUGCUUAAUUACACUCCCUUGUGUUUCCAUAAUAAAAUUCUUGGAAAAUG